Molecule: messenger RNA, 4172 nt
Organism: Lates calcarifer (barramundi perch)
Lineage: Eukaryota; Metazoa; Chordata; Actinopteri; Centropomidae
Gene: nt5c1aa
Product: 5'-nucleotidase, cytosolic IAa
Biological process (GO): adenosine metabolic process; nucleotide metabolic process
Cellular component (GO): cytoplasm; cytosol
Molecular function (GO): nucleotide binding; magnesium ion binding; 5'-nucleotidase activity
Source: RefSeq, a predicted model, not a curated record
GAGAGAGGGGGCACUGAGUGGGGAAAUAGACGGGCAGGGAGAGACUGCAGCAGAUGGGACUGCUGCUGCUACAGCCCGCAACACACUCACAAGAGGAUAGGCUGUGUGAGUGACAGUGUGUGUGUAUGCAUGGAAAACAGAGGAGUGUGUGUGAAGGAUAAUGGUUGUGAAUGACUGAGCAUCUUUCAUGUGCUCUGGAAUUGGAUGCAGUCAGCAAUAAUCCUCGUGAAGAAAAAAAGGAUACAGUCAAGUGAAGAGGAGACAGAAGACUGAGCACUUUUUCUUUUCACACUUCGGCUGCUUUCAGGGCAGGUGCAAGCCCAGCAAACUACUGUAGUAAGCCUAUUAUCAAUGUAGAAGUAUCUCAAUAAAUGCUAUUGACUGCAGUGGGACAUUUUUUUUGCCUAGGUAAAGAAGUGUAUCUUAAUCAAAGGUAGAGCAGUCAGGACAGUUUGCGGAGCACGUCUGGAAGCACAAGAAGGGGGAUUCUCUAUGGUGAAGAUGAGUCUGGACCCUGUACAGGUGAUGAGCGGACAGGUCAAAGAGCUCAAAGUUGCCUCUUCGUCCAACGGGGAGAGCAGAGGAUCAUGGGAGGAGAAAGAAGAGUUUGAUCAGGAUCACCUGGGCCUCAGCACCAAGCCAAAACCAGUGACAGGGAGACGAGCCCGGAAGGUGGAGGGAGGCGUGUUUUUCCCAAAACCAGAGAACGCAGUGACCAUUGCUGUUUCCUCUCGCGUCUUGUUUCGGACUGAACGUGAGCAGAAGGUGUUUGAGCAGAAGGGGGUGGAGGAGUAUCUGAGAUACCAGGUAGAACACGAGAAUGAACCCUUCGCGCCGGGACCUGCUUUCCCCUUCGUCAAGGCUCUGGAGGCAGUCAACGCUCGUCUGCGAGAGCUGUACCCACAGAGUGAAGAACUAUUCGACAUUGUUUUGGUGACGUACAACCAUGCACACGUGGGAAUACGGCUCAUCAACACCAUCAACCAUCACAACUUGUUCAUUGAGAGAUUUUGUAUGACCGGGGGGAGCAGUCCCAUUGGCUACCUGAAGGCCUGGCACACCAACCUCUACCUGUCUGCUGAUGCUGAGAAGGUCAGGGAGGCACUGGCUGAAGGCAUUGCAGCAGCCACCAUGUUCAUGCCAGAGAAGCUGACGGAGGUAUCAGAGUCCCAGCUGAGGGUGGCGUUUGACGGUGAUGCCGUACUCUUCUCUGAUGAAUCAGAGCGCAUCUUCAAGGCCCAUGGGCUGGACAAGUUCUUCGAACAUGAGAGGGAAAAUGAGGACACACUAUUGGAUCAUGGACCCUUGAAGGGCUUUCUGGAGGCACUUGGGAAGCUCCAAAAGAAGUUUUAUGCUAAAGGCCAUCGACUGGACUGUCCCAUUCGGACCUACUUGGUCACAGCUCGUAGUGCAGCCAGCUCUGGCAUUCGGGCGCUGAAGACGCUCAGGGCCUGGGGUCUGGAGAUUGACGAGGCCUUGUUCCUGGCAGGAGCGCCGAAGGGCCCCAUGCUGGAGAAGAUCAGGCCGCACAUCUACUUUGACGAUCAGAUGUUUCAUGUGGAGGGAGCAGCAGAGAUGGGCACCAUCGCUGCCCACGUGCCCUAUGGCAUUGCACAGAAACAUAACCCCAAACAGAAAACCAGUGCGGGGAAGUAGACAGUAGGACUUCAGGUGCAGUCAUUAAGCCAGAAAUGGAAAGCGAAGAAAGAUGGGAUGGAGAAAGUUUGGAGAGAUUAACUUGUACUGUAUUGUAUGUGGAAAUGCAUCAUUUCCAUACUGUAGCAAUUGUAAUGUAAGUCUGUUUUAUCACAAUAUGAACUGUCUCAGCUUCAUGCUGUCAUCUUAGGAGUAAGACGCAAGGAUAGGUAGAGGCCAAGUGGAGGUCUGGAACCUAGGAUGACAUUUCAAAGGUGCUUGAUUGUCAUGGUGACCUGACUGUAUUUCUUUCACUACCACUUGUCUUCAUAAAGAAGACACCUUUUCAGUGAAGGAGGAUACUGAAUGAAUGGACUCACUGACUCCUGAUAGAAGUAAAGCACAAGGACUGCAAUGUACGCUGUGAGUAAAUGAGCCAUAAGCACAGUGCAUAAAUAUUAUAAGGUUUAAGGUUACAGUGAUGUGCUGUAGAAUGAGAGUCAUAAUUUAAAGCAAUACUAUGUAAGUUUUGCUGAGCAGUGGCAACAGCAGCCUCUGCAGCCACAAGUGGUAAUUACAGGACACUGGCACAUGAAAUUCUCUUUGUCUCUGAGUUUUAACGGUUAUGGAUACUGUAAGCAGCGUAUCCCUAGAAACUAACAGCUAGUGUACAGAAAGGAAAGCCAAUCAAUCACUCAGGCAACAAAUACAGAAUCAUCAUAUCAGUAUAAACUAGCAAUAAUGCUGUCCACUCAUGUCAAGUCCACAUUUGGCUAAUUUGAUUGACCGAAACCAACAGCUGUCCUCUGUGUAGAUGCUAGGAGCUGGCUUUAAAUGGACUAAGUGACUAGCAGCGGGGCUGGAUGGCAACUCAAGCCAUGACAACAGGGAGUUAGUGAGUUACACAAUAUGUGGAUAUUGUAUAUAUACACACACUACAGAAAAUACAGUACCUGAUAUUAUGUAGCUUGAUAAUGCACCAAGUUACAAAUUGUCGCUGAUGUCUGGUAGUAAUGUACACAAUAUAACUUAUGUCUGUUGAUGACCAGGGAUGAUAGAAAUACUUAGUUGUACUGAUUAUAAGUCAGGUCACCUACUGAGGAGAUAACAAGCUAACGAGCAGCUGCACCAAUGAGUUACGUAAUUCAUUGACGUGAAAGAAAGAAUUAAAUGUUAUCUGGAGACCUAUGUGACAUAGUGCCGCGAAGCCUUUCACACUUAUACCUAGUCAAGCCAAGUUACUUAGUGCAAGAACAGGCGUUCGAAAUGAAAAGGAAUGAAAGAGUUGCCAUUCUUCUUAAUACAAGUAGGUGUACUGUCAAGAUGAGUUUGACUUUACAAGAAUGUAAAACUGUUUGCAACUAUACAAAAUGUAUUGUACAUUACUGAACAUAGCAACAUUAUCUACUAUUGUCUUAGUCCACAACAAAUAUAGGAAGCCAUAAUUUUCAGUUGGUGCCUUAGUUUCAACAAAGACACUACUUUUAGCCAUAAUAGCAGUGUGGUCAGUGUAGCACUUUGGUCUUCAACAACUGCUCGAUGCACUGCCAUUAAAUUCAGUACUGAUAUUAAUGGUCCGAAGACGACGAAACCUCCAAAAUGAAUGAUUUGUUUUCAUCAGCAUUAACAUGCUAAGAUCCUCAAAGCCCAUCUAAGCCUUAGUACACCUGAGGCUAACAGUGGAUACUGUAGACUGAUUAAAAUUUUUGACAGCUCUGCUCUGAAAUGCCCCUAAAAUGGUUGUUUGGUGUAUAAUAGUUUGACUUUGCUCACUUAGGCCAAAUAGUAGGCUCCACUAGUGGUAAGAAAAGCACAGUUUUAUCUCUGUGUUUAAUUCAUCCAACAAGUGUUUUAUGAGCAUUUCAGUGUAGGACGUUUAAGCAGCUAUCUUGAUUUUACUGCCCUCUUCUGCACACCAAAGCUAAUACCAAGUCACACUCUGCUACAGUGGCGAUUGAUGUCGUAAAAUGUAACCAAUUUAACUGCAUUUGGCAAUCAAUUCCCAAUAGGUAAUCAGUUUCUCAUUUCAGUCAUAAGAACACGUACAUGUUUUAGAAAUACAUAAAUUUGUCUUUCAUUGGCAAAAUGGCUGCAGUGGCCUUUUGAAAUGUCAAUCCACUUCCCAUCACUCUGUCACUAUUGGCCAAGUCCUCAGAAAUCUCCCACCUUGUGUACAUUUAGCGAUGCUUCAUUAAACCUCAUCAGCCGUCUGAGGACCAUAGAGCUCAGGAAAGUGACAAAGCGAUCCACGGGUUUCAUUUCACAGCCAAAACACAUAAUUAAACAGAUGUGUCUCUUGGCAGUCGUUUGUCCCUAAAACGAUGGCUGAGUUGUCGGAGGUUAAAGUUUCAGCAGGACGAGCCAAUCAGUCAGGGCAGUUUGGACUUUACUGUGUGACAUUCAGGACUCGAUUAAUGCAGACAAAGUGUUGUUUGAACUUUUCGACUAAAAGUUUAUGAUGACUAUAGAUCCUGAUGAAAAAAUGGCUUUGCAAUAAGAAAAUGUAAAUGAGCAAUAAAUAAAGAUAUAAAUCAUAA